AUGGGGAGCGAUAAACCAAUCACGGAUGUCCAGGCUGAACCUGCGCCGCGGCGCCGGCCCGGACGUCCACGGAUGAUCGAGACGGGCCAGGAGGCAGCAAACGAUCAAGCGAGAAGAACACGAAUGAGACUGGCACAGCGGUCGUAUCGUAGCCGGAAACAAAGCGCUCUUGUAUCUGCAAAAGCUCGAGCUGAAUCGCUUGAGGUGGCUUUGGAUGGCUCUAUUGACGAGUUUAUAAAAUUUUAUGAACAUGUCUCACAAAGGGGAAAAGAGCUACCUCCUGGUGUAAUGACUCAGCUCAACCAGACAGCGAUGAAUAUCGUAUCUAUAGCAAGGAAAGCUCGCAUGGAAAAGUCUAUGUUGACCGGCGACCAGAACCAAUCUCCUGAAGAAGAUCCAGCUGCCUCAGCAGAUGAUAUGGAUGCUGAUCAUGAACCUACCGGCUAUCUGACUGGCGAUCUCACAGUUGAUGAGAACCAAACGACAAAAACCCAUCAUUAUCACCCUCAUCAGAGGCAGUACGGACCAUUUACCAGUAGCAAGCCGGCUCCAGUCUCGCAGCGGCUGCUAUUGGCCUGUCUGACGAGAGCUAUAGCACUUCUGCAGCUAGGAAAUUUCUCCGUCGUUGCAAUUAAUCCGGCAAUGAUUCUACCACUACAACUGGAGCGAGCGGAAAAACUUCUAGAAAGAACUGCUCGUCGCCUUUCUGGAAACCCCAGUGCAUUCUUUGCAGACUGUCAAUAUGGCGAUGGCCGAAAUGCGGCUUUACCCAAGAUGAUGCGUCUUAUUGAAGGAGACCUGAACACUCUGACGCCACGGUCAUCGCCGCCAAACUUGCAAAAUUUACACUUUGGACGGACAAGAACAAUGCUUAACACGGCCAUUUCCGACCUCCAAGGAGAGUGGUUAGAGGCUCCAGAUGUGGAAGAAUAUCUUGAACAGCGAGGAAUAUUUGUUCGAAUGGGCUCGCCCAGUGAUAUCAUAAGUCUAUCAACCCCGAUGAUUGAAGACCAGCCAUCACCAGAAGCAGCCAUAUUGGGUACGCUCAGACCUCAUGCGCCGUUGGUGGAUAUAUCAGAUUUUCGAAAAGAGUCAAGGACGAAACGUGCCGCUAUUCCAGAGCAUGACUUUACAAUAUUUGGCAAAACUUUCCGAGAAGGCCAGACCGUGCCUACGGGACGAAAUAAUUUCGCAUUGUCAGAAUGGUAUCCCGAGAUGCGCGCUCAAACGGACAGUGCAGCAACAAAUCAACAAGCACAAGAGAGCCUGCAAAUAACAAUUAACAUCGAUAAGCUAGUCCAAGGACUUGCAGAUAAGGCGGUUUGCCUUGGGCCAUGUCCUGGAAUCAAGAGAGUACAUGUUGAUGAAGCAAUCAGAGGAUCAGUAAGUGAUUUUCAGCAGUGA
Molecule: messenger RNA, 1404 nt
Organism: Trichoderma breve
Lineage: Eukaryota; Fungi; Ascomycota; Sordariomycetes; Hypocreales; Hypocreaceae
Exons: 2
Coding region: 1-1404 (467 amino acids)
Source: RefSeq, a predicted model, not a curated record